Molecule: messenger RNA, 1046 nt
Organism: Hemicordylus capensis (graceful crag lizard)
Lineage: Eukaryota; Metazoa; Chordata; Lepidosauria; Squamata; Cordylidae
Gene: TMCO1
Product: transmembrane and coiled-coil domains 1
Exons: 7
Coding region: 86-652 (188 amino acids)
Biological process (GO): endoplasmic reticulum calcium ion homeostasis
Cellular component (GO): cytoplasm; endoplasmic reticulum membrane; endoplasmic reticulum
Molecular function (GO): calcium channel activity
Source: RefSeq, a predicted model, not a curated record
CUCUCUCUCUCUGGUGAUUGGCGCUCUCUCAUUUCCGGAUAGGCCUAGUUUCCGGAUAAAAACCUGCGUCCCUCGAGCCUUCGAGAUGAGUACUAUGUUUGCUGACACCGUCCUCAUUGUUUUCAUAUCUGUGUGCACCGCGCUGUUAGCCGAGGGCAUAACAUGGGUGCUGGUUUAUAGAACUGAUAAGUACAAACGACUGAAAGCAGAAGUGGAGAAGCAGAGUAAAAAACUGGAAAAAAAGAAAGAAACAAUCACUGAAUCAGCUGGUCGACAGCAGAAAAAGAAAAUAGAGAGGCAAGAGGAGAAACUGAAGAACAACAACAGGGAUCUGUCAAUGGUUCGCAUGAAGUCCAUGUUUGCAAUUGGUUUUUGUUUCACUGCUCUGAUGGGUAUGUUCAAUUCCAUAUUUGAUGGCCGGGUAGUUGCAAAGCUCCCCUUUGUGCCCCUUUCCUACAUCCAGGGUUUGUCCCAUCGUAAUCUGUUGGGUGAGGAUUAUACAGAUUGUUCCUUCAUCUUCCUCUACAUUCUCUGCACUAUGUCUAUUCGGCAGAAUAUUCAGAAGCUGCUGGGCCUAGCUCCUUCCCGAGCUGCCACCAAACAAGCAGGAGGAUUCCUCGGCCCACCACCUCAAGCUGGGAAAUUCUCUUGAAACUGGAGAUAUAAUUUGAUAUAUCCCGCUGAUGGAAAAAUGUCCUGCCUGGUUUGCAAGAAGUUCCAGUUCUACAAAAGGCUUUCUAAACAUUAUACCUGGAUGGCUAAGGGCAGCUGUAACAUCUGUGUUUUACAAAGGGAUCAGCACUGAAGCACAACCUUUGGCCAGAUCUCAGAAUUUCCCUCUGGGGUGUAUUUGGGAAAUGUUAGUGGUGCUUAAAAUGGGACCCUGCCUUGCUUCAGUGAAGGCCGCAGCCAAACUGCCCCUUUUGCGAAAUGAAACUAGCUAAAAUAACAGUGACUGAGCCACACAUCUAACCAUCAGUAUUGUUGGAAGAAUUCCAUGAGAUGCCUUUUUAAAGGUGAAAAUAAAGUAAUUGUGCUUGUCUGUA